AUGUCUUCAGCACCCACCAUGAAUGGCGCAAACGGCGUCCACCUUAAUGGACAUUCCCGUGUAUCACGCCCUCUCACCGCGGGCAUAUAUGCACCCAUCCCCUCGUUCUUCGACCUGGAUACAGAGGACUUGGGUAAGCCAAACUCCUGUCGAUGUGCGUCGCUAUCAUACCUAGAUGUCGCGACCUUCACUUCCCAUCUUGUUCGCCUGGCGCAAGCGGGAGUCCAACCCGUCCUCGCGGGCUCCAUGGGCGAAGCCCACCACCUAUCCCACAACGAACGUAUCGCCCUCAUCAAGGCCGCCCGGGCCGCACUCGACGAAGCUGGCUUCACAACCAUGCCCAUCAUCGCCGGAACCGGCGCUGGUUCUACGCGCGAAACCGUCGAGCUCUGCAAAGAGGCAGCCAGUGCUGGGGCCGACUAUGCCAUUGUCAUUUGCAGUGGUUACUUCGCGGGCGCACUUGCUGGGAACAGGGAGGCCCUUAAGACCUUCUGGACUGAAGUUGCAGCGAGGAGUCCAAUUCCCGUGAUGAUCUACAACUAUCCUGGUGCCGCCGCUGGCAUUGACCUUGACUCUGACCUCAUCUCGGAGUUGGCCCAAGAAUGUCCCAACUUGUGCGGUGUUAAGCUCACGUGUGGCAACGUGGGCAAGCUCACCCGUAUCUGCGCCACAGUCUGCGAUCCUUCUUUCGCAGCACAGAGCCCGCGCGUGAACCCGGACGCGCCCUUCCUCGUUCUCGGGGGCUUUAUCGACUUCGUGCUCCCGACUGCGUACGUGAAUGCGCACGGUGCCAUUACGGGUCUCGGAAACGUCGCUCCCUACACGAUCAAGAAGCUCUUCGACCUAUCCGAAGCCGCACGCACGGACCCCUCGCUGCUGCCCGAGGCGCGCCGCCUGCAGGGCAUCGUCGCCCGCGGCGACUUCACGAUUGCCAAAGCGAACAUCUCCGGCACCAAGGCGCUCCUCGAGAAACUCUACGGAUAUGGUGGGCGUCCGCGCCUGCCGCUGCCCCCGAUCGAGCCCGAGGUGGUGGAGGCGCUAUGGGCCCACCCCCACACGCAGGAGCUCGUGCGCGUCGAGCGCGAGCUGAGCGGCAAGGCCAAGGCGUGA
Epithele typhae is the source of this 1110-nucleotide messenger RNA. RefSeq names its product dihydrodipicolinate synthetase. Bases 1 to 1110 code for a protein of 369 amino acids. The record is from RefSeq and is a predicted model, not a curated record. Gene Ontology annotation, molecular function: 4-hydroxy-tetrahydrodipicolinate synthase activity. NCBI's taxonomy places the organism in Eukaryota, Fungi, Basidiomycota, Agaricomycetes, Polyporales, Epitheliaceae. The transcript has 5 exons.